AUGCAAUUCAUACUGGUAGUGAUACUGGUUCUCUUCACACUAGCGGCCGCGGCCGAAGAAGCAGUAGCAGCUGAAGCCGUCCUGCCUCAAGCCAAGCCUGGCUGCACGUACCGCUGUGGCAACCUCACCAUUCCAUAUCCAUUUGGCAUAGGGCCUGAUUGUUACAUGACCAAAGACUUUUCUGUUCGUUGUAACACAUCCACUAAACCCCUGACAGCAAUGUGGGAUGCUAGCCCCAUCGCUAUUAACAACAUAUACCUGGCUGAAGGUGAGAUGCAAAUAGCGCAAUACGUAGCCUACGAUUGCUAUGACAGCCAGGGCUGGACUAAUUCCAGCGAACCAUGGCUCGCCGUGCCUCCUUUCACCAUCUCUCAUACUAGAAACAAGUUCAUUGCCAUUGGUUGCGAUGCUUAUGCACUUUUCAGAGGUUACCGUGCAGAUGAAGAGAGGUACGUGACCGGAUGCAUGUCCAUAUGUGACAACCUUGACAGUGUUGAACAGUCUUGCUCCGGGGUUGGGUGUUGCCAAACUGACAUCCCUAGAGGACUUAAGAACUACACUGUCAGACUGGAUAGCUACUAUAAUCAUACAUACAUACUGGACUUCAAUCCAUGCAGCUAUGCCUUCAUUGUGGAAGAAGGCAAGUUUACCUUUUCCCCGAAUACAAGUUUUAAAGACCUCUCCAACACUGAAAAGCUUCCCACGAUUCUUAAUUGGGAAAUUGGGGAAGGGCCAUGUGAUGAAGCUCAAAAGAAAUAUGAUUAUGCAUGCAAGGCAAAUAGUAAGUGUGUCAAUCGGAACAUCACCGAUGAGCUAUCUGGUUAUAUUUGUCACUGCCAGCCGGGUUAUCAAGGGAACCCCUACCUCCUUGAUGGUUGCCAAGAUAUUGACGAGUGCAAGGUUUCAAAACCAUGCACCAAUGGAAGGUGUGAAAAUUCACCUGGAAGUUACUCUUGUGUAACUGGUGGCUUCUUAGUUCUAUUUGUUGGAAUUUCAUGGAUAUGUUGCGGAAUAAAGAAAAGAAAAUUCAUGAAACUCAAAGAAAAGUACUUUAAAGAGAAUGGUGGCUUAUUGUUACUACAGAAACUCUCUAAUAAUGGAGGCUCAGUGGAGACAACAAAAAUAUUCACCACAGAAGAACUAGAGAAGGCAACAAACAAUUACCAUGAGAGUAGAGUCCUUGGAGAAGGAGGCUAUGGAACAGUUUAUAAAGGGGUACUACUUGACAACAAAGUGGUUGCCAUAAAGAAGUCCAAAGGUGGUACCUCGAUCCAGAGUGAACAGUUUGUUACUGAGGUGGUUGUUCUUUCCCAAAUCAACCACAGAAAUGUGGUGAAGCUACUAGGUUGUUGUUUAGAGACAGCAGUACCUUUACUAGUAUAUGAGUUUGUCACCCAUGGCACUUUAUAUGAGCACAUUCAUAGAAAAAGAUCACUACUGUCAUUCGAACUACGAAUGAAGAUAGUUGUUGAAACAGCAGGAGCACUAGCAUACUUACACUCCUCUAUAUCCACGCCAAUCAUACAUCGAGAUGUGAAAGCAGCAAAUAUACUCCUAGAUGAUAAUUAUACAGCUAAAGUGUCGGACUUUGGAGCUUCACGGUUGGUUCCUUCAGGUCAAACUGAAAUACAAACUUUAGUGCUCAGGACAUUUGGAUACCUAGACCCAGAAUAUUUGCAGUCAAACCAACUAACAGAAAAAAGUGAUGUCUACAGCUUUGGAGUUGUCCUAGUGGAGCUACUAACAAGCAAAGUGGCAUUUUCUAAUGAUAGAUGCUUAGCAAGCAUCUUUGUUUCUUCCAUGGAUGAAGAUUGCUUAAAACAAAUUCUUGAUGAUGCCAUAGUGAAUGAGGGAAAUAUUGAAACAGUAGAAAACGUGGCGAGUCUCGCAAAAAGAUGUUUGAGGGUAAAAGGGGAGGAAAGGCCUACCAUGAAAGAAGUUGCCAUGGAGUUAGAGGGAAUGACAAUUAUGGCAAAGCAUCCAUGGGGAAAGAAUGCCAUGUUUUGUCCAGAGGAGAAUGAGUACUUGCUUGGGUCACCUUCAGACAGUUAUGUUAUGGAUGUUAGAAGAGGUAAUCGCAAUUCUAGUGGUUUAACUACAGGUAUGACUACUGGGUAUGACAGCAUACAAAUCCAGAUGUUGAUGCCACGUGGUGAUGGACGAUAG
This is a messenger RNA of Rosa chinensis, 2166 nucleotides long. RefSeq names its product wall-associated receptor kinase 1. Gene Ontology annotation, molecular function: protein serine/threonine kinase activity; ATP binding; polysaccharide binding. The transcript has 3 exons. Gene Ontology annotation, biological process: protein phosphorylation; cell surface receptor signaling pathway. Bases 1 to 2166 code for a protein of 721 amino acids. Gene Ontology annotation, cellular component: plasma membrane. The record is from RefSeq and is a predicted model, not a curated record. NCBI's taxonomy places the organism in Eukaryota, Viridiplantae, Streptophyta, Magnoliopsida, Rosales, Rosaceae.